UUACUUUCAACCUCUGUGUAUAAGUCCUCAUCCGCUCAUAGCAUUCCAAAACCUAACCCCCCACUCAGUAAAUGCUGCACCUGACCUCCCAAAAUAUUUGAAAACUUUUGAAGCCCAGCGGAUUGUUCAAGGGAGAUUAAAUGUGAGCACCAUGUCGAUCAGCGCUAACAGUUGUCUCGUGUUUGAUCCUCGGUGUCACGCGGGGCUCGCUAAUUACCUUUGUUUUGCACUAGCAAGCAUCUUGAUCAUGUCGCGAGAUCCUUGCCGCUCGUCGGCGUCGUUUCGUGUCGCCCUCAGAAAAGCGACCCAAAGCGACUCGCUGUCGGCGCUUGCGCAGAACCAGAAAAGAGUUCUCCGGAGGAGGCUAGCAGCAUGGAAGCUAACGGUGGCCAUCGUGCCUCGUUGACGGCGUGCCAUUUCGCUCCGAGGUGGUCUUGGGUGCCCCCGUUGGCGAACCAGCUGCCGAGUCACAGCUGGGUUGGACCACCUUCACGCGACUUUGAAGCCACUUUUCUUUCUUUGGGUUUUUCUUUUUGCGUGUGUGUUGAGGCUUUUCCAAAAGAAGAUCAACAGGAAGUGAUGUCGUGUGUUCACUCAUUGCCCCGAAGGACUGCUUAACAUCUUUUUACACUUUGUUAGGGUCAAUCAUUUUAUACUUGAAAUGGAAAUCUUUCAUUUUUCCUCUCAUCCCUCUCUCCUUCAUCUGUCUCCUUCACUUCCCCUUUCCCUCACUCAUCUUCCUCUCGCUCGUUUUCUCCCUCUUCCUCUUAUCAGUUUCCUCUAUCUCUUCCUCUCCUCCCCCCCUUUUCUCUCCCCCUUUCCUCUCUCAUUAGCUUUUCCCCCCAUCUCUUUUCCGCCUCUCUCCAUUUCCCUGUCCUCUCUCAUUCUUGAUCUCCCUCAGCCCAUUGCUUCUUUCUCUCAUUCUCUCCCCCUCUCUCCCUGUCCUCUCAUUCUUUCUCUCUCUCCCUCUCGUGCGCAAUCCUCUCCCUUAUUCUCUUUCCUCCCGCUUUCUCCCACUUUUCCUUCUUAUUCCCUCACUCUCUCUCACCUUCCCUGCCCCGGGUUCACCUUUUCUUAUUCUCUCUCUUUUGGACAAUAGUGCUGUAGUACAGUGUUGUCACACACUCCAGGCUUUUUCCCGCGCUUGGAAGCAUCCACACGUCGGAGGACGGCGGAGCGCCCUCCUUCCUCCCCCAUCAGUCCCACCACCUCUACUACCACCGACGACACCCUGUCGACUUCUUCCCCACGACACGGCCGCCAUCAUCAUCAUCACCACCACCACCACCACCACCAUCAUCCUCAUCAUCAUCCAGCUCCCUUUCCAUCCCUCUCAUGCCCGCCACUGAGGCUCGACUGCAGUUUGGAGUAUGGCGUGCAUCGGGGACGCGGACCCCUUCACCGCGGCCAUCCCUGCCACCAAAGUUGAACUCACCGUGUCGUGCAGAAACCUGCUGGACCGAGACACAUUCUCCAAAUCGGAUCCCAUCUGCGUGCUGUACACUCAGGGGAUAGCGAACAGGGAAUGGAGAGAGUUUGGCAGGACAGAAGUGAUCGACAACACGCUGAACCCCGACUUCGUGCGCAAGUUCAUCCUGGACUAUUUUUUUGAGGAGAGGCAGAACCUCCGGUUUGACCUGUACGACUUGGACUGCAAAAGUGACAACCUCUCCAAACACGAUUUCCUAGGGCAGGCGUUUUGCACGCUGGGCGAGAUCGUGGGCUCGCUGGGAAGCCGCUUGGAGAAAGCCUUGAUCGGGAUUCCUGGGAAGAAAUGCGGAACUUUGAUCGUGAGAGCCGAAGAGCUGAGCAACUGCCGGGAGUCGGUCAUGCUGCAGUUCUGCGGCAACAAAUUGGACAAGAAGGAUUUCUUUGGCAAGUCGGACCCUUUCCUCGUCUUCUACCGCAGUAACGAAGACGGAUCGUUCACCAUUUGCCACAAGACUGAGGUGGUGAAGAACACUCUGGAUCCCGUGUGGCAGGCUUUCAAGAUUCCUGUCAGGGCGCUCUGCAACGGCGACUACGACCGGAGCAUCAAGGUGGAAGUGUACGACUGGGACAGGGACGGAGGACACGACUUUAUCGGCGACUUUACCACCAGCUACAGAGAAAUGUCCAGAAGCCAGUCGCAGUUUCAUAUCUAUGAGGUGCUCAAUCCAAAGAAGAAAGGGAAGAAGAAGAAAAAGUACCAAAACUCAGGAACGGUGACCCUGCUGUCGUGCCUGGUGGACACCGAGCUGUCUUUCCUGGACUACAUCCGAGGCGGGACGCAGAUUAAUUUCACAGUGGCGAUCGAUUUCACGGCGUCAAACGGGAACCCGUCGCAGCCCACCUCGCUGCACUACAUGAGCCCGUACCAGCUGAACGACUACGCCAUGGCGCUGCGGGCGGUGGGCGAGAUCAUCCAAGACUACGACAGUGACAAGAUGUUCCCGGCGCUGGGCUUCGGAGCCAAGCUGCCCCCCGACGGACGCGUCUCGCACGAGUUUGCCCUGAACGGCAACCCGCAGAAUCCGUAUUGUAGCGGAAUCGAGGGCGUGAUGGAGGCUUAUUACCAGAGUCUCAAGUCGGUGCGGCUCUACGGGCCCACCCACUUCUCGCCGGUCAUCAACCACGUGGCCAGGUACGCGUCGGCGGUGACGGACGGCUCUCAGUACUUCAUCUUGCUCAUCAUCUCGGACGGCGUCAUCACGGACAUGGCUCAGACCAAGGAGUCCAUCGUCAAUGCUGCCUCUCUGCCCAUGUCAAUUAUAAUCGUCGGGGUCGGACCGGCGGAAUUUGACGAAAUGAUCGAACUAGAUGGAGACGAGGAGAGAAUCUCAUCCCAAGGACGCUUCGCUGAACGGGACAUCGUUCAGUUUGUUCCGUUCCGUGACUAUAUUGACCGCAGGGGCAAUCACAUCCUCAGCAUGGCCCGGCUGGCUAAGGAGGUGCUAGCGGAAAUUCCCGACCAGUUCCUGUCUUACAUGAGGACGCGGGGGAUCAAACCUGGUCCGCUCCCGCCCCCUUACACGCCAUGCCCCCCGCCGGCUCUGCACCCUCUCCUCACCAGAAGGGAAGCGGGAAUGAAUAGCGUUCUCAUGACGACAGAGGAGUCGGAGGACGGGGGCUUUGGACGUCUUCCGCCGGUUCGGUUGCACGACGCCGCUAAGUGUGAAAUCGCUGUUCCUCUGAGGCCGUGUAGGAGUAACAAUGGAGAGCAUUGACGGACGACGAGGCAAGAAAAGCUUCGGUCGCCGCCUCCACCCAUCUCGUCAUUCACAGCCGUCCGCCAGGCAAUGUGACCUUCCCGUAGUUUUUUUUUUUUUAAUGUCUCUUAUGAUAUAAACAUGGUUAUUCCACGGAAUGCUUAUGCUGAAUAUCCUCUCUUAUCCAAGCAUGGAUUUAUUUUGCAUGCGUACAUUCUUUUGUAACAAGUGGAUUUGCAGAGUAAUUGGAAUUUUUUUUUCCCUCCUGUUUUGCCUUAAAAAUCGUAUUGGCUAAUUUCAGAAUUGUGUGGCUUUUCAAUAUGACUUCAUACAAGGUCACUACUCUGUGAGACUCAUCCAAGGUCUUGAGAACCAUGCUUCCACCAAGCAAUAUAGUUCAGUUUUGAAACAACGUAAUUACCCCGUGACCUUGAAAAAACAACAACAACAACAACAGAAACAGAUUUAUUUCCCAAUGUCACUCAAUUCAACUAUAGAUCUCUGCUGCACUUUAAAAAUGAAACCCACUAAUCAAAGAUGUUUUCAUCGAGUUUCAUGCUCUGAAAAUUGCUUUAAAUGGAACCUCAAUUGAUCCCGAUUCCAUUUUUUUUUUCUCAAUGUCGGAAGGACAGGGUGAUAGUGCUGGAAAAGCUCAACCAAAAAUUGUCUUAGCUGUCAAAGUUUUGGAACGUUCUAUUAUGUUGAGUUUGGCUUUUCAAGGUGUUGGACAAUAUUUGGAAGACACAAGUGCAAGGACGCACAUAGGCAAGGCAGGAAUGUGGGAAUAUCAAAUAACAUAAUUGUAAUUUAGAAAAGCAAAACAGCCGAUUAUAAAAAUCAAAGAGCAAACACGAAACUAACAGUCCCAAAAUCUUAAUUAACAAAGAAGCAGGACGUGAUAAGGAAACACUGGUUAUGACUUCUGACGACAAGCAGCAAUCCAGCAACACUGAUCAAAAGAUGGAAAUGGAAACAAAUUGACAAGACAACGAGGAACACCAGGACAAGACACAAGUGGCUGAAGGGAGCUGAUUGGCUAAGACCAGGUUGAGGGCCGAGGAGUCGGAUCAGAACCAAGUCAACAAAAGCUCAGGCCCCUACUAACUAACCCUAAAUUAUCUUACUUUGAAUGGAACAAACUAAUCAUUGAUUUGGCACUUCCCAACAUCGUAGUGUGGGGUUGGUACCGUUGAAAAACAGAACCAGGAACAACCCCUGCUUUGCCUGCUUUGCCUGCUUUGGUACUUCACGCCUUUGUAAAAGGACAGGGUCGGUACAGUUACAAAGAUGAACCAUAAAAUUUUGUAAGAAGAACUCAUUUUCAACUCUGCAUGACUUUCCAUUCCAAAAAUUACUUUACACAGUUCGAUCCCUGAACCAUCAAAAUCCCCCAAACCUGAUUUCUUGUACUUUGCACAAGUAAUAGCAGGUUGGUUCCGGUGGAAAGUUGAACCGAAAAACUGUCAGGGAAACCUGUUGACUUGAUCCCAUCAAAAACUGAGUUCACCUCAGACAGCAGAUCCACUCCAGAAUAAACCAGUCGGUCACGCGUAACCCCAAGUAAACAAGCCUUGACUUUC
This is a messenger RNA of Syngnathoides biaculeatus (alligator pipefish), 4768 nucleotides long. RefSeq names its product copine-8-like. Lineage: Eukaryota; Metazoa; Chordata; Actinopteri; Syngnathiformes; Syngnathidae. Gene Ontology annotation, biological process: cellular response to calcium ion. The coding region runs from base 1371 to 3206 and encodes 611 amino acids. Gene Ontology annotation, cellular component: plasma membrane. The record is from RefSeq and is a predicted model, not a curated record. Gene Ontology annotation, molecular function: calcium-dependent phospholipid binding. The transcript has 22 exons.